Sphaeramia orbicularis (orbiculate cardinalfish) is the source of this 363-nucleotide messenger RNA. RefSeq names its product glycoprotein hormones alpha chain. The transcript is spliced from 3 exons. The record is from RefSeq and is a predicted model, not a curated record. Lineage: Eukaryota; Metazoa; Chordata; Actinopteri; Kurtiformes; Apogonidae. Gene Ontology annotation, molecular function: follicle-stimulating hormone activity. Gene Ontology annotation, biological process: positive regulation of steroid biosynthetic process; thyroid hormone generation. Gene Ontology annotation, cellular component: follicle-stimulating hormone complex; extracellular region. Bases 10 to 363 code for a protein of 117 amino acids.
ACUGCUACAAUGGGCUCAGUGAAAUCAGCUGGACUGUCUGUUCUUCUGGUGUCUUUUCUUCUCUACGUCGCCAAUUCUUACCCCAACAGUGACUUUUCAAACAUGGGCUGUGAGGAAUGCACCCUGAAAAAGAACUUCUAUUUCUCAAGGGAUCGUCCAAUUUAUCAGUGCAUGGGCUGCUGCUUCUCCAGGGCGUAUCCGACACCUCUCAGGGCCAGAAUGACCAUGAUGAUUCCCAAGAACAUCACGUCGGAGGCAACGUGCUGUGUGGCAAAACACGGCUAUGAGACAGAGGUGGAUGGCAUUCGGGUGAAAAACCACACAGAGUGCCACUGCAGCACCUGCUAUUAUCAUAAGAUAUGA